Rana temporaria (common frog) is the source of this 3402-nucleotide messenger RNA. RefSeq names its product BTG3 associated nuclear protein (gene BANP). Gene Ontology annotation, molecular function: DNA binding. Gene Ontology annotation, biological process: protein localization to nucleus; negative regulation of protein catabolic process. Lineage: Eukaryota; Metazoa; Chordata; Amphibia; Anura; Ranidae. The record is from RefSeq and is a predicted model, not a curated record.
ACGCUUGUCGAGUCCGUCUCCAGCGCAGGCGCGGUGUGCCUGUCAGGAUCGGCGGCAGCGAGGAGAGGUGCGGGGAGUGCCUGGAUUCUCUCGCGAGGAAGGACGCCAUUAUCGCCCAUCAAAACACCACGAGAACUCGCAGAGCCCACACGGACGAUUCAUCGCAUUGGCAGUUAUCCAUGAUGUCAGGCGAGGAGCUGACAGAAGUGGUUCAAAUAACGGUUGAUGAUUUACAUGUUAACCACCCUGACAUGUUAGAAAAUCAUGAGGUAACAGAAGACGACAUACCGCCUUCACUGAAACGCCAGCGGAUAGAAAUCAACUGCCAGGACCCAUCCAUAAAGUCGUUCCUGUACUCGAUCAACCAGACCAUCUGUCUGAGGCUGGACAGCAUCGAGUCCAAGCUGCAGGUUCUGGAGGCCACUUGUAAAUCACUGGAGGAGAAACUGGAUAUGAUCAUGAACAAAAAUCAAAACCCCAUCCAAGUACCCAUGGUGGCGGGAUCACCACUUGGAGCCACUCAGACGUGGAACAAAGUGAGAUGCGUUGUUCCUCAGACAACCGUUAUCCUGAAUAAUGAAAGACAGAACUCUGUAGUGGCCAAGCUGCAGAGUCAGGAGGAUUCAGUAAACAAGACGACAGAAAGUCUGGAAAAUAUACUUAAUAGUGCGGUCCCUGGACGAAGACAUAACACAAUCGUAGUGAAGGUACCAGGCCCAGAUGAAAGCCACAGUCAUGAUGAAAAUGACAGCGGAUCAGAAGCCAGUGAUACACUGUCAAACUCUGGACACUCUGGAAAUUCCAACAUGGGGAACAACGUUACCUUGAUCACUCUGAACUCUGAAGAUGAUUAUCCCAAUGGCAUGCUCGGUGAUGAAAGCAACCCUGAGAUGCGAGUGAGAUGUCCGAUCACAGCAGCCGACAUGCUUCACAUCAGCACCAACUGCCGGACGGCAGAGAAGAUGGCCCUUACUCUGCUUGAUUACCUUUUCCACCGUGAGGUGCAGGCUGUCUCCAAUCUAUCAGGGCAAGGCAAACGCAAGAAACAGCUGGAUCCGUUGAUGAUCUAUGGCAUAAGAUGUCAUCUAUUCCACAAGUUCCGAAUCACAGAGUCUGACUGGUACCGGAUAAAACAGAGCAUUGACUCCAAGUGUCGCACAGCUUGGCGCAGGAAGCAAAGAGGGCAAAGCCUGGCAGUAAAAAGCUUCUCACGUAGAACCCCUUCAAACACUUCAUAUAAUGCAGCUGAUGGUGUACAGAAUACUGUUUCAUCUUCCAGUGACCUGCAGCAGACACAGCCUCAAGCAUUGCACUACGCUCUGGCCAAUGCCCAGCAGGUACAGAUCCACCAGAUCGGGGAAGAUGGCCAGGUCCAGGUGGGACACCUGCAUAUUGCACAAGUACCGCAGGGAGAGCAGGUGCAAAUCACUCAAGACAGCGAGGGCAACCUGCAGAUUCAUCAAGUCCACGUGGGUCAGGACGGCCAGGUUCUUCAAGGAGCACAACUCAUCGCUGUCACCUCUGACCCAACAUCUGGUGUAGUUAAUGGCUCCCCGCUACAGGCCAAUGACAUCCAGGUCCAAUACGUUCAGCUGGCACCUGUCACUGAACCAUCGGCAACAGCUCAGGCCGUAGAACCUCUACAGUCCGCUCUACAGCCAGAGAUGCAUAUUGAACAUGAAUCAAUCCAGAUCCAAUAAUCCCAGCAGCUGAGCAUGUCAGGAGCCCUUGUGUGCCAGCCGUUAUCAGCAUGAAGGACAAAAGGAGCUGCACGCGCACCCGCCCACCAUUGAAACCCACUGAGCAAGACCUCAAUGUGAAUAUCUCAGAGGACCAGACUGCAAUGGACUCAACUAGCUGUGCAGAAUUCAUUCAGUUGCUUGUACUCUCUAAUAUGCUAUUUUUGUAUCCUCUGUUGUUUGUAUCGGAAAAACAAAAAAAAAAAAACAAUUCUAUCUUUAAAAGUGACAUUUUCUGUUAAUAUAGAUUUUUGGUUUGCAGGAAAAAAAAAUAUUCAAUGAUCAAGGAACAUUCACUCACUGUUCUGCAUGUGUAAAAUAAUUCAUAGGCCAAUAAACCAAAACUAAGUGUACCUGUCAUUACACAAAAUGGACAAGGUGAUUCUUCUCCUUAACAAGAUAACCUAGACGUUGAGUGAUUCCUAAAAUAUCUGUAUGAGAAGUGAGCAGUGGAAUUCUGUUCAGACUGUAUAGAAUGAACCAUCUGAACGUUUUAUGAAUGCUCUAAAAGGUGGAGUUGACCUUUAAGCAGCAAAUUGUAUCACUGUUGUAAUAAUUAAUUAUAAGUGUGCAUCCUCUAUAAAUAACUCCAAGCAAACUGCCACAUUGUGUGGAAAGAUUAGACCCCCAUGGCUUCUCAGGACAAGUCAGCAUAGCACCAAGUACUGCCAGAAAAUUCCAUUACACCCAAUCAUUGGCUGGGAAUCAAACCAAAGUCAGCUGCUUGGAAGACAGCUAUGCUCACCACUAUACCACCAAUUCCGAUCCACCUAAAUAUUCAUCUGCAAAGAUAAGACACAUAAUUUGUAUAUAACGCUGUGCAUGGGUGUAGUGACCAUGGAAGGUGGAUUACUUGGCUGUCUUCGGCAGCCCAACAAAUGUAUUUAUUUUUUCAUGUGUUGGACAAAAAAAAAAAUAUAUAUACCAUGUCCCCCAUUCACACAGUUGAUGUGCUGAUCCUUCCCGCUAUGGUAUAUUGUAUUCUGAUAGUGGAUAGCGUUCGCAGCUGUAAGAAUACUGUGAUCAAUGUUGCUGGCUAUAGCUGGUGGCACUGAUUGUUCAUGAAAAACCCGACAGAUUGGUUGUACACAAGCCAAUUGACAGAUUGUCUUAUGUACAUGAGUCCCUGCUGGUCCUGCCAUGUACUGUAUGGCUGGCUUUAUAGCGAGCAGUGCAAUAGUACAUGCUCUUUCUGAGAGGCCGUACACUAAGCACAGACAGACAGACAAAACACAAUGUGAAGCUGGUACUCAGAAGGUUCAAUGGACUCCAUGCAAUUUUAGUGGUGGGGGAGAAGGGGUGUUGCUCCAGGUAUUCUGAGAGCUGUCCAAUUCAGUCAUUGCAAGGGCAGCCUAUUAACAGCUAUUGCAUGAAACCCUUCUAUAAAACCAGAAUACUAAAUUUAUAUAAUUCAUGUAUAACAGAAGAUACCACAACAGGUACAGUGAGGACAUUACUGUGAAAAUUGGAAAUGUUAUGAAAAUAAUCUAUAGAAGAAUGAUGAUUUAUUUUAUAAGGUCCAAAACUGCUCUGGAGAACUGCUGACACCAGAAUUAUAGUCAGAAUAUUGUAGUCUAUAAGUUGUGUGAUGGACAGAUCAUUGUAAAUGAUAAUGAUGAGUGGGCAUUUCAAACACCCUCAAUAAAUAACUAUUUAUGAUCUA